CACUAUUCGCGUUUGCAACUUCACCGCCCACAACGCCAAACACAACACUCCGCCCAAUAUCCCCGUCGCCCACUACUGAAUCAGCAUGAGCGAGGACGAGGUGCUGCAGGCGAGGAUUGCCGCGCUGGCAGGACAAAUCAAUAAGCACCGGCAACAACCACCGCGUCAAGGUCUAACACAGCACUCGUCCUCUACGCACGAUGCAGCGCAUUUCGUUCGCGGUGCGCACCGCUGGUCGCCAUACUCGCCCGGAGCGCGGCCUCUCAUACCUCACCCAGUCAAGAAUCGCACGCUUGUGCUUGGUGGCGGCUCGAACAACCUAUCUAGCACUCGAGUCAACGAUGUGACACCACGUCCCAUCGAACCGUCGGUCGCGGCGUCUGGCCGCUUCGUGACUUCUCGAAUGGGUAAUAGAUCGCAGCUUAUGACAAAAGAGACAUACGAACGCGAGCAACGCCAGCGGCAAGAGUAUAAGGACAAGCGCGCAGGAAAUACUGCAUUUUUCGCGCCGCAACAGACACGAAAUGCCCAACAGGAUAUCCCGUCGACUCCAGCCACUCGUGUGCUCGAAUUUGAUGGGAUCCAGUUCGAACUCCAGCCACAUGGCGACAAGCUCGUGCGCCUCGCUGAUCCAGCUACGGCCGACGGGCAGACGCCGAGGAAAGUGACCAUCGCAGAUGUCGACUUCUUACGCACCAAGAAUGGGAACCUCAUUCGCGCCAUGCCAGCCACUCAAGACAAUACGAGACCACCUGCACCAGCCUCGCGAAAGCAGUGCGAAAAAUUCACAAGACACGGUACCAUUUCUACCCACCUCCGACCAACUGGCUACUUGCUUGGAACGACUCGGAGCUCCUACCUUGUCAGGCAUGGCGGCAAUCCUCUGCUGCAUACUAACAUGGUCACAGGUAACUGCCCUUUCGGUCCCUCUUGCAGGAACCGCCACGACCCAACUCGAAUCGCCAUCUGCAAGGAGUUCUUCACGAAAGGCUCCUGUACGGCAGGCAAAAACUGCGACCUGUCACACGAGCCCACAUAUCAUCGGGUGCCAGCAUGCACAUAUUUCCUCCGCGGCAACUGCACGAACAGUGCAUGCCGCUAUGCCCACGUCACCGUUUCUACUUCUACCCUCGUGUGCCGCCCCUUCGCUACUCUUGGCUAUUGCAGCAAAGGAGUCGAUUGCGGCAAGCGUCAUGUGUUUGAGUGUCCUGACUAUACUAAUCACGGGCGCUGUGAAGCUCGAGAGAAAGGUCUUUGUUCUCUGCCGCACAUCGAUCGCGCCAGCUCUCUGCGCAAAGCUGCGAAGCGGCGGGGCGAUUCGCACUCCGAUGAUGACACGGAUCUGUCGAGUGCUGAGGAAGGCCAAAGUGCCAGUGAGGGAGAUGAAGAUUCCGACAUCGACAUCACCAUGGGAAACGAAGACGACAGCCAUGAACUUACACAGCAGCGAGACUACGUUCGAUUUCCAUCGUACAGCCGUGACUAGGCUGGCUGGCCGCAAGAGUGACCAUUGAAGUCGCGAGCAGCGCAGCAUACCCUUGAGCGCUAGCUCAUGUACUUUCCAGAAGAAAAAUACCGGCCGAAUUCCGGCAGAGCAUAUUCGAGACUACAAUAGCUUUAGCGAAGAAAGAAAUGAAAAGACAAGAUUUGACAACAG
Cercospora beticola is the source of this 1657-nucleotide messenger RNA. RefSeq lists its product as uncharacterized. The record is from RefSeq and is a predicted model, not a curated record. Gene Ontology annotation, molecular function: metal ion binding. Gene Ontology annotation, cellular component: nucleus. Lineage: Eukaryota; Fungi; Ascomycota; Dothideomycetes; Mycosphaerellales; Mycosphaerellaceae.